GUGAGAAACAUUUCACCGAAAAUGUCCAAAUUAACUCGGACCGAAGAAUUCAAGUUCGGUUACCAUUUAAACAAAAUCCUAAUUGUUUAGGUGAGUCUUUCGAAAUUAGUAAACGAAGAUCCCACUUUAAAAUCUAUGUAUGUCGAUUUUGUGAACGAAUAUUUGGCACUUGGUCAUAUGUCGCUCUAUAAUCGUCCUCUUUCGCAUCCACAUUACAUAAUACCUCAUCAUUGUGUUCUCAAGCCUGAGAGUACAACAACAAAGCUUCGUGUCGUUUUCGAUGGGUCAGCUCGCACAACUUCGAAUCAUUCCUUGAAUGAUAUACUCAUGGUUGGCCCAACUAUACAACAAGAUUUAGUUACCACACUCUUUUCGUUUCGUUUGAAUAGAUUUGCUCUCACUGCAGACAUAUCUAAAAUGUACCGCCAAUUUUUAGUCGAUGAACGUGAUCGUAAAUUUCAAUUGGUUCUUUGGAGAUCCAAUUCAAAAGACAAACUAUGCGUGUUUCAACUAAACACCGUUACGUAUGGGCUCUCAGCAGCACCGUUUUUGGCUAUUCGAAGUUUGUUUUUUAUCGCCGAUCAGCACAGUUCAACUUUUCCCAUUGGUUCAAAGGUACUUCGUGAGGAUUUAUACGUAGAUGAUGUUCUCACUGGCUCUGAUAGUCUCGAAAUCUUAGAACUCAAGAAAUCUGAAAUGAUUAAAAUUCUCAGUAUUCAUGGUCUUCAGCUCGCAAAGUGGAAUAGCAAUUGUCCAGACUUCGUAACCAACAACGACGAAGAAGUUGCCAUUAAAACCACUGAAGAAAAUAUUACAAAAACACUUGGAAUGUCCUGGAAUCCUACUCAGGAUAUAUUUUUGUUUCGCUUUAACUUGCCCGAUGUAAGUAAUCCCACAAAACGUUCAAUUUUAUCGAUAGUAGCAAAAAUUUUCGAUUUGCUUGGUCUCUUGAGCCCUAUUGUAGUUCGUUGUAAAAUGCUGCUCCAAGAGAUGUGGGUCCAGAACAUUGGUUGGGAUGAUCCCCUCAACAAUAGUUUGACAUUGAUGUGGCUCCAAAUUAAAGCAGAUUUGGAACAUAUUCAUGAAAUCACAAUACCUCGAUAUGUUUUUACUUCGGAAAACAUACUCGGCGAAAUACAUGGCUUCGCCGACGCUUCGCAACGCGCAUUUGGAUGCUGUAUUUACUAUCGCGUCUUAGAAAAUGGUUCUUAUAAAACUACCUUGUUAAUCGCCAAAUCGAAGGUGGCUCCAAUAAAAGCACAGUCUUUACCUCGUCUCGAACUAUGCGCGUGCGUAUUACUUAGUAGAACUUGGUCAAAAAUAAAACCAAAAAUCGGAAAAUUUGUAUCUUCUAUAUUCUUUUGGACGGAUUCUAAAAUUGUUUUGCAAUGGCUCAAGAUACAUUCAUCAACCCUUAAUUGUUUUGUAGCAAAUCGUGUCUCAGAGUUACAAGAACAAGCUCAAGACGUUAUAUGGCGGCAUGUGCCAUCAAAAAGUAAUCCAGCCGAUAUUGUGUCUCGUGGUUGUAGCGCUACAGACUUGCCUAGUACAAUUUGGUUUAAUGGUCCCAAAUUUAUUUUCGAAGAUGUUAGUAACUGGCCCGCAAACAUAACUGAUGAAUCCGAUGAAAUUUUGGAAAGAAGAAAAACGGCUCUUAAAUGCACUACAAAUGACAUCACCGAGUCCGUCAUAGAUGAAAUUAUAGGUAAGCAUUCGUCAUACUAUAAAAUUCUUCGGAUACUUACAUACAUUUUUCGAAUUUGUAAUAGGUGCAAGGUAGACCCUUUGUUGAAAGCCAAUAACAUCAUUCAUCUCCCACCCCAGGAGUUGGAGAACACAUUUUGGAAAUUAGUAGCACAUAUACAAAGUAAAAACUUCGUCGUGGAGUUAAACGCCAUUUUAAACAAUAAUUUGGUACAACCGUCCUUGCAAAAACUGGCUCCAUUUGUACAUCAAAUGGAAACUGACAACAAAACUAUUAAUUUGAUUCGAGUGGGUGGAAGAUUAUCGAAAGCUCCAAUCCCAUAUGAUGCUCGCUUUCCCGCUUUAUUGCCGAAAAAUCAUCGCUUUGUAAAGCUAUACAUUGAGCAUUUACAUCGUCUUCACUUACAUGCUGGUCCCAAAGUAUUGCUUGGAAUACUUCGUCAAAAAAUAUGGAUAAUUAACGCCAGAGAAGUAGUUCGAAAAGUGGUUCGCAAUUGUGUCCAUUGCUUCCACUACAAACCAAAGUUGAUUGGACAAAUAAUGGGCAACUUACCAGUUGAUCGCCUAAGAGCUCAACGACCAUUUUUGGUCAGUGGAGUCGAUUUUUGUGGCCCAUUCUUAACUUCGUAUCGUAUUCGUGGAAAGGUACCUUAUAAAACUUACGUCGCAGUUUUUGUGUGCUUUAGCUCAAAGGCAACUCACUUGGAGCUCGUUUCCGAUUUGUCCACAAACAAUUUUAUACUUUGUUUAAAUCGCUUUGUUAGUCGACGUGGCCUACCGCAACGCAUUUUUUGCGAUAACGCGACAAAUUUUACAGGUGCCCACAAUAAACUCAAAGAGUUAAAAGAUAAAUUGCUCUCUAAUAAAAUCGUAUCAGAAAUCAAGACGCAUUGUACUCAAAAUGGCUUCGAAUUUUGUUUCAUCCCUCCUCGUGCCCCACAUUUUGGUGGAUUGUGGGAGGCCGCUGUUAAAUCUGCUAAAACCCUAUUAGUAAAAAAUCUUGCUCAAGCUCGCCUUACAUUUGAAGAACUACAAACUUUAAUUGUCGAAAUAGAAGCUAUAUUGAACUCUCGUCCUAUAGCUCCAAUGUCAGAUGACCCUAAUGAUGGAGAAGCACUUACUCCCGGUCAUCUGCUAAUUGGUUCAUCGUUGGUGUCCAUACCUCAGGAAACUUUUGAUUCUUCAAAGUUAUCCGCAUUAAAUCGAUGGCAACAAAUUUCGUAUCUCAAAAAUCAAUUUUGGCAACUGUGGUCCCGAGAUUAUCUUUUAUCGCUACAACAACGUUCGAAAUGGUCUAAAACACAACCAAAUAUCAAUAUUGGACAACUAGUCAUUAUCCAUGAAGAUAAUACUCCACCACAGAAUUGGCUCCUUGCAAGAGUCACAAAAACAAUUUUUGGUACUGAUGGACAUGUACGAGUAGUCGAAUUAAAAUCUGCUAAUGGUUUUUGUCGGCGACCUAUACACAAGGUGGCCCCUUUACCUAAUUUAUAG
This is a messenger RNA of Lucilia sericata (common green bottle fly), 3198 nucleotides long. RefSeq lists its product as uncharacterized. Gene Ontology annotation, molecular function: nucleic acid binding. The transcript has 2 exons. NCBI's taxonomy places the organism in Eukaryota, Metazoa, Arthropoda, Insecta, Diptera, Calliphoridae. Gene Ontology annotation, biological process: DNA integration. The coding region runs from base 136 to 3198 and encodes 1020 amino acids. The record is from RefSeq and is a predicted model, not a curated record.